Messenger RNA from Drosophila subpulchrella, 1193 nucleotides. Its product is annotated as lysosomal aspartic protease-like. Gene Ontology annotation, biological process: proteolysis; cell death. The transcript has a single exon. Gene Ontology annotation, cellular component: lysosome. The record is from RefSeq and is a predicted model, not a curated record. The coding region runs from base 24 to 1142 and encodes 372 amino acids. Lineage: Eukaryota; Metazoa; Arthropoda; Insecta; Diptera; Drosophilidae. Gene Ontology annotation, molecular function: aspartic-type endopeptidase activity.
CGAGUAGACAUCAAAACAAGAUUAUGUUGAAAACCAUUGGUGUAGUUCUGAUCCUGGUGGCUCUGGCCAGUGCCGAGCUCCACCGCGUGCCGAUCCUCAAGGAGGAGAACUUCGUGAAGACCCGUCAGAAUGUCCUGGCCGAGAAGUCCUAUCUGCGCACCAAGUACCAGCUGCCCUCUCUUCGCAGCGCUCCCGAGGAGCAGCUGUCCAACUCGAUGAACAUGGCCUACUAUGGAGCCAUCACCAUCGGAACUCCUGCCCAGAGCUUCAAGGUUCUCUUCGAUUCCGGCUCCUCGAACCUGUGGGUGCCCUCCAACACCUGCAAGAGCGACGCCUGCACGACCCACAACCAGUACGAUUCGAGUGCCAGCUCCUCUUACGUGGCCAAUGGCGAGUCCUUCUCCAUCCAGUAUGGAACUGGUAGCCUCACUGGCUACCUGUCCACCGAUACCGUCGAUGUGAGUGGCCUGAGCAUCGCGAGCCAGACCUUUGCCGAAUCCACCAACGAACCGGGCACCAACUUCAACGAUGCCAACUUCGAUGGCAUCCUGGGCAUGGCCUAUGAAGCUCUGGCCGUCGAUGGAGUGGCUCCUCCGUUCUACAACAUGGUGUCCCAGGGUCUGGUCGACAACUCCGUCUUCUCGUUUUACCUGGCCCGCGAUGGCACUUCCACUCAGGGUGGUGAGCUGAUCUUCGGCGGCUCCGACUCGUCCUUGUACUCGGGUGCUCUGACCUAUGUGCCCAUCUCGGAGCAGGGCUACUGGCAGUUCACCAUGGCUGGAUCCUCCGUCGAUGGCAGCUCCCUGUGCGAGAACUGCCAGGCUAUCGCCGAUACUGGCACCUCCCUGAUCGUGGCUCCCUACGAUGCGUACGUCACCCUGUCCGAGAUCGUCAAUGCCGGCGAGGAUGGCUACCUGGACUGCUCCACCGUGAGCUCCCUGCCUAAUGUCACCUUCAACAUCGGUGGCACGGACUUCGUCCUGACCCCCUCGGAAUACAUCAUCCAGUCGGAGGGCACCUGCAUGUCCGCCUUUGAGUACAUGGGCACUGACUUCUGGAUUUUGGGCGAUGUCUUCAUUGGCCAGUACUACACCGAGUUCGAUUUGGGCAACAACCGCAUUGGAUUCGCCCCAGUCGCCUAGGCUAUGAUCUGCAAUCAGCAGAGUGCAAUAAAGUUAUGAGUACCUUGAGUA